Molecule: messenger RNA, 3341 nt
Organism: Cyclopterus lumpus (lumpfish)
Lineage: Eukaryota; Metazoa; Chordata; Actinopteri; Perciformes; Cyclopteridae
Product: sodium- and chloride-dependent GABA transporter 2-like
Exons: 15
Coding region: 243-2027 (594 amino acids)
Biological process (GO): sodium ion transmembrane transport
Cellular component (GO): membrane
Source: RefSeq, a predicted model, not a curated record
CAGCCCCUCCUCUCUCGCUCUGUCCCUCUGGCUCUUUCAACCUCAUUGUCAUACAAACACAGCUCCCUCAAACCUCCCUCUCAUGGACUCACUCAUGGCCAGAGCUGGGAAGAGCACUUGUCCUGGAGAGACUGGGGGAUCUAGACUUGUAUUUUCUUCAAAAGGCACCAGAUAAAUCCUAACUAGGGAUAAAUGGAAGCAUAACCACAGACUAAAGACAAGAAGCGACCUUCCUCAGUGCGAUGGAGAAGCCUUAUGGUCCAGAUGUCAAGUUUGUGCUGGAUGUAGGCACAGCCCAUCCUGUACCCAACACCUUGACCAGAGGACAAUGGUCAAGCAAAAUGGAGUUCCUCUUGGCUGUUGCAGGUCAAAUCAUAGGCCUUGGAAAUGUGUGGAGGUUCCCUUACCUGUGCUACAAAAACGGAGGAGGGGUGUUCUUCAUUCCUUAUGUCCUCUUCCUCUUUACCUGCGGCAUACCUCUGUUUCUCCUGGAGACGUCACUCGGCCAGUACACCAAACAGGGAAGUAUUACCUGCUGGAGGAAAAUUUGUCCCCUUUUUGAAGGGAUGGGUUAUGGCAAUCUUGUGGUUGUUUUGUACUCCAGCAUCUAUUACAUCAUCAUAUUGGCCUGGGCGUUCCUGUAUCUCUUCUCCUCUUUCAACUCUGAACUUCCCUGGGCAAAUUGCAGAAACAACUGGAACACAGAGACCUGUGUAGAGUUUGAUCGAAGAGCUGGACAUUUGAAUUGGACAGCUGCUGAAAAUGCAACGUCACCAGUGAGAGAGUUUUGGGAGAGAAGAGUUCUGAAUCUAACAGGAAAUGUCCAUGAGUUAGGCAGCAUUCGAUGGGAGCUGGCUCUGUGUCUUCUGUUGUCCUGGAUCAUCUGUUACUUUUGUGUCUGGAAAGGAGUAAAGUCCACAGGGAAGGUAGUUUAUAUUACUGCCACAUUUCCAUAUCUGAUGUUGGUGGUGCUGCUUGUUCGUGGAGUCACGUUGCCAGGGGCCUUGGAUGGGAUCAAGUUCUAUCUCUACCCAGAUCCAUCCCGCCUGUCUGAUCCACAGGUGUGGAUGGACGCUGGCACACAAGUAUUUUAUUCCUAUGCUAUUUGCAUUGGGUGUCUAACUGCACUCGGCAGUUAUAACAAGUACAACAACAACUGUUACAAGGACUGUGUGUACUUGUGCCUUUUGAACAGUGGGACCAGUUUUGUUGCAGGCUUUGCCAUUUUCUCUGCACUUGGAUUUAUGGCAUAUGAGCAGAACACAGACAUAUCAAAAGUAGCAGAGUCCGGUCCCGGCUUGGCGUUCAUCGCCUAUCCUCGAGCAGUCGCCAUGAUGCCUUUUCCCCAGAUCUGGGCAAUAUUCUUCUUCAUUAUGGUCAUCCUGCUGGGACUAGACAGUGAGUUUGUAGGUCUGGAAGCCCUCGUGACAACAAUUUCUGACACAAAUCCUUCCUUCUUCCACGUUGGCCAUCGACGUAAACUUCUUCUACUUGCUAUCAGUGUUGUCAGCUUCUUCAUUGGACUUGUGAUGGUUACAGAUGGUGGUCUGUACAUCUUCCAGUUGUUUGACUACUAUGCCUGUAGUGGGAUGACUCUACUUCUCUUCGCCAUACUGCAGUCUGGUUGUGUUGGAUGGAUAUACGGUGCAGACCGGUUUUAUGAUAACAUAGAGGAUAUGAUUGGAUACAAGCCUUUACCCCUGAUUAAGUAUUGUUUGAAAUACGUCACUCCAGUAAUAUGCAUGGGAACGUUUAUUUUCUCCUUGGUCAAAUACACUCCUCUGAAGUUCAACAACACAAUUGAGUACCCGUGGUGGGGUUAUGCUCUUGGUUGGUGGUUCACUCUCUCCUCUACACUCAGUGUUCCUAUAGUUAUGUUGUACAAUGUGAGCACCACUCCCGGUACCCUGCGACAGAGGAUCUCCAUCUUAUGCACUCCAGCUGAAGACCUUCCUUUGAACCAAAAGGACAAGAUAGGACUUCAACUGAUCGGCUUGACCUCACCUCCUGACAGCAAGGUGACCUAGGGACCACAACAAACUGGAGCAGCUUCACGUUUUCUCAACACCAUGAGUCAAUUUUGUUUUACCUCUUAAACAAACAGAUGUAUAUUUGUUGCUGUCAUACACAUGUCAUGGUCUUCAUUCCGCAAAUGACUGCAGCUAUUCGAUGUAAUGAUUGCUAAUCCAUGAUUUGAUUCAUUUUAAUAUCUUCAAAUGACAGUAAAUAGUGAUAAAUACACAUCACAAUUUCCCAGAGCCAUGAAUUCAGAUGGGCUAAAGACAAUAAAUUAACUUAUAAUAUAAAAUGUAUAGAAAACAGCAAAUUCUCACAAUCCUCACAUUGGUGAUAGAUUAAACAAUGUGUUAAUCAAUUUAUUUAACUCUUAGAGUAUUUGUUUCAGCUCUAUUAGCAAGUCAACCUUAAAAGUGAUCAAUCAUGGAUGAACGGCCAUUAAUAUUUUAAAUUGUUAUUUAUGUAAAUAGAAAGUAUUGCCAAUAUAGUUUUUUUGUUGAACCAGGUUAUACAACCUGGUAUAAACACUUGCCACAAUAGCCAUACAGGUUGAACACUUAAGUCACUUUUAGAUCACUGUGAGAGACGUACAUUUCAUUUUAAACUGUGAAUAUAACUAAAACACUGACAUGAAAGAGGAAAUGGUAUCCGGCAAUACGUGUGGGAUUCAACCCUUAGACACUGCCUGCAUCUUAGUACUGAAAAACUACUUGUGUGCAUAACGCUCACACAGAUAAGAGAAAGUUCCCCAUUUCAGUUUGUGUUUGGUGUUCAAACUACAACAUCAGUGAGUUGAAUUUUGGUGAUUUCGACCAUCACUACGAUUCAACUGACAGAUGUCUGGUUUAGUUUUCUGCAACACCGAGCAAACCUAUUGGUUGCAACAGUUAUAAUCACAAGGGUAUAUUUUUAACAGUUAUAUUUUUUACCGUAGUCUCAACUCUAAGCUUGUUUAUUAUAGAUUUUAUACAAAAGGUGCAGGUUGAUAUUCAUGUCAUUUUUUUAUAAAAAAUAAUUUUGUAUCAUAUAACAUUGACAUUUGUGGCAGUAGUUCUUUAUGUAGCACAUGCAGUAAAUUAUCAAUCAAUAAUAAAAACAUUUAAGAAGAUCUUUUCAAAAGAUAUGUGGCACAAAUCCAAUGAAUUCCAACCCUUUAUUAAAAAAAACGUAAUCCACGAUACAAAAUACGUUUCCCUCUAAAUGUAUUUCAUAAUGCAGUUUUGUUGUAUAGACAGUGCUGAUGAAUUCAUGUUUAAAUUGAGAAGUUGAGAAUUAUAUAUAUUACCUGAUGUUGUUGUUAUCAAUAAAUACAUUAUGAUCAAUUA